This is a messenger RNA of Leptinotarsa decemlineata (Colorado potato beetle), 959 nucleotides long. RefSeq names its product glucose dehydrogenase [FAD, quinone]. The record is from RefSeq and is a predicted model, not a curated record. NCBI's taxonomy places the organism in Eukaryota, Metazoa, Arthropoda, Insecta, Coleoptera, Chrysomelidae. Gene Ontology annotation, molecular function: flavin adenine dinucleotide binding; oxidoreductase activity, acting on CH-OH group of donors.
AUAUCCCUGUUAUUCAAGAUUUACCAGUUGGGGUCGAAAUGUACGACCAUCCCAGCUUUCCUGGAGUGAUGUUUCGGUUGAAUGAAAGUAUAGAUAUACAUACAGGUUUACUGAAAGAUUUGAUAAAUCCUUCCACGUACCAUCAAUAUUUCAAAGAAUCUACAGGUAUACUGACAACGCUAGGUAUGGAGAAGAAUGGCAUUCGUGCAUCUAUGACUGGAUUUGAAGCCCUCCAGAUUUUUUCAACUUCUGAAUACAAUUUGAUCAUGAGUACAUGGAUAAAUGAAGUGAUCGACAGAAAAAAUUCAAUCUUAAUGACAUGUUAUGUUUACUUUCUAUUCACUAUAUUAAAAACAUUGUUUAUUCCACAGAUUUUUCCAAUGUUAGUUCAUCCAAAAUCCAAAGGGCACAUGGAACUGAGAUCUAGAGAUCCUUUAGAUUCGCCUAAAUUCUACGCAAACUAUCUUUCAGAUCCUGAAAAUCAUGAUGUCAAAGCUUUCAUAUAUGCGAUAAGAGAAAUACAAAGAAUCAACAAUAGUCCAUCUAUGCAAAAGUACGGAGCAAAAAUAGUUGACACGAAAAUACCAGGUUGUGAAGACCACCAGUUCGAUAGUGACGAAUAUUGGGAGUGUUCUCUGAGAGUUAUUAUCGGUAGUCUUUAUCAUCAAGUUGCUACUUGCAAAAUGGGACCCAAAAAUAAUGGCGAAGCAGUUGUUGAUCCUCGUUUGAGAGUUCAUGGAAUGAAAAAAUUACGUGUUGCAGAUACAAGUGUGGCUCCAAUGACUUUUACGGCUCAUACAGCAGCUCCAGCCUACGCAAUUGGGGAGAAAGCUGCAGAUUUAAUAAAAUCUGAUUGGCUUGAAAACUGAACGGUGCACAUAUGAGUUUUACUAUAUCAAUUUUUUUGGGAGGGUACUAUUUUAAAUGUUUAUAAUGAAUAAAGAAAAUUUAUUUUCAAA